AUGACUCUUGGGCUUACAGCUUCCCCACUAGUACAGGGUAAUUACGGUGGGAGGGCGUUGGAAAGGGUUUCAGAUGACAUUGAUACUGUCAACGUACUGAGGGCAUCGGUCAGGAACCGGACACGGUUUGAAGCCUCCAAGUUUGAUCGAGGUAAAGACAAAACCCAAUUUCGGAAUUAUGAAGUCGCGUGCGAGAAGGUGAAGCAGUUCUAUCUCGAGCAACAUAAAAAGCAAACCGUUGCAUUCAACUUGAAAGUGCGAAAUGACUUCCGAUCCCGGACCCACACAGAGCUGACCGUGUGGGAGGCCAUAGAAACGCUCAACACUCUCAUCGACGAAUCUGACCCUGAUACAUCACUUUCUCAGAUUGAACACCUUCUCCAAGCUGCGGAGGCCAUGAGAAGGGACGGUAAACCUCGGUGGAUGCAACUGACGGGUCUAAUUCACGACCUGGGAAAGCUACUUUACUUCUUUGGCGCCCAGGGGCAAUGGGAUGUCGUUGGAGAUACGUUCCCAGUCGGCUGCGCUUUCGAUGACAGAAUAAUCUAUUCAGCUGAGUCUUUUAGGAAGAACCCGGACUAUGGCCACGAAAUAUAUGGAACCAAGUAUGGGAUAUAUGCCCCUGCCUGUGGCCUGGACAAUGUAAUGCUCUCCUGGGGGCAUGAUGAAUACCUAUAUCGUGUUGUGAAAUCUCAGUCUACUCUGCCCACUGAGGCGCUAGCAAUGAUUCGUUAUCACUCCUUUUAUCCCUGGCAUUCCGAAGGAGCAUAUUCUUAUCUUAUGGACGAGAAAGACAAACAUAUGCUUGAGGCCGUCCGCGCCUUCAACCCCUAUGAUUUAUACAGCAAGAAUGAUGAGAUUCCAGACACGAAAGAACUCAAGCCAUAUUACCUCGACCUUAUCGACGAAUUCUUCCCCCAGCGAGUCAUUCGGUGGUAG
Arthroderma uncinatum is the source of this 939-nucleotide messenger RNA. Its product is annotated as inositol oxygenase 1. The record is from RefSeq and is a predicted model, not a curated record. Gene Ontology annotation, cellular component: cytoplasm. The transcript is spliced from 2 exons. Bases 1 to 939 code for a protein of 312 amino acids. NCBI's taxonomy places the organism in Eukaryota, Fungi, Ascomycota, Eurotiomycetes, Onygenales, Arthrodermataceae. Gene Ontology annotation, biological process: inositol catabolic process. Gene Ontology annotation, molecular function: iron ion binding; inositol oxygenase activity.